Messenger RNA from Hyla sarda, 2621 nucleotides. RefSeq names its product beaded filament structural protein 1 (gene BFSP1). The record is from RefSeq and is a predicted model, not a curated record. The transcript has 8 exons. Gene Ontology annotation, molecular function: structural constituent of eye lens. NCBI's taxonomy places the organism in Eukaryota, Metazoa, Chordata, Amphibia, Anura, Hylidae. Gene Ontology annotation, biological process: lens fiber cell development. The coding region runs from base 1 to 2004 and encodes 667 amino acids. Gene Ontology annotation, cellular component: intermediate filament; cytoplasm.
AUGUACAAAACUAGCUACUUACGAGAAGUUCAUAAAGAGAAGUAUGAAAGGUCUGAUGGCUUUGAUGAGCAAAGUCUUGUAGAUUUUGGCAGCCUUGGCUUAUCACAAGCACAUGGCCUGGAGAAUCUGCAGGAGCUGAAUGAAAGGUUUGCCAAUUACAUAAACCGAGCUAGGGUACUAGAGCAAAGAAAUGCCAUCUUCAGAAAGCAGCUGGAGACCUUCCAAAGGAUGGAUGAGAUCUCUGGCCUGGAAGAAGCUUUCGCAGAACAGAUUGAUCUGAAUCGGCAGAGGCUCCGUGAGUUGUCUUCUGAUCGGUCCAAGCUCGAAAGAGAGUACAAAGAUGCUCAGCGGAUGGUGGAUGAAUUUAAAAUAAAGUACAAAGAUGAAUGUGAAUAUCAGCUAUUCCUGAAAGAUAAUCUUGAGCGUCUUAAUAAGGAAGCCGAUGAAGCUUUACUGAGUAAUCUAGAACUUCAGAUUGAAUCUCAGUUCCUACAAGAUGACAUUAAUGCUGCAAAGGACCGAUAUAAAAAGAAUCUCAUGGAAAUUCAGACAUAUGUUAACAUAUUGCAACAAAUAAUCCAAACAACCCCUCCUGCGACGGCCAUCACUGUCGGCAUGUAUGAGGAAAAAUUAAUUUCUGAAAGAAGAAUUCCUAUACUACAAGGCCAACUUGAAGAAUAUAAGAGCAUGUUGUGUCAGCUCCAAUCGCAGAAGGUCAAGCUGCAGUCUGAGACUUCCAUGCUAGAACAAGCUAUUAAAAACACCCAGGAAAGCUACGACGAUGAGAUCCAGCUAUACAAUGAGCAGAUAGAAGUGUUCAGGAAGGGAAUCGAAGAAGCUGAAAGAAACCUGGAGAAGUACACCAAUGAUUGUCGCCAGCUGGUCAUAUACCAGCAAUCCUUGGAAAAUGAAUUGGAGAGAUACAAACGUAUUAUUGAGAAUGAAGACAACAGACUGAACUCUGCAAUAGUUGAAACCCCUAUCACACUUUUUAUGCAAAGUUACAAAACCUCUCUGAUAUCGACCACAAGAAGCAAAGAUAUCACUCUAGCUAUACAAGAUAUUGCUACAGCAAAACCAAGACAAAAGGGUGUACCAAGGAGGUCCAUAAGGAAAAAAGAACUGUCAAUGGACAAAAGUGAUGUUAGUAGUGAGGAUAAGACUGGGGAGAGUAAACAAGAGAGCUUAGAAAAGAGACAAACCAAAACCAAGUAUAGUAAUGCUGGAUCUGGUUUACCUGAGAAAGACUUUGAGAUGUUAGAACAAGACUUUAUUCCAGAAGAUGUACCAGAUGGAGCACAGAUAAGUAAAGCAUUAGAUAAACUAUGUAAUAUAGUACGAGAUAAAAUAAGAGUAUAUAAGAAGCCAGAACCUUCUCCAGAGUUUUACACCAAGGGGCGCUAUGUUCUUGUAACUGGUGAAUCAAGUUAUGUAGACCCUUUCUUCUGUUCUUCUGAUCCUCAAGCUGCAGGUAGGAUAACUGUUAGAGUAAUCCCCAAUAUAGUACCAGGAGAUGAUAUUGUACUACCAAUUCCAGAAUUACCUGAGCCUUCUGAGCCAUCAGAGAGCGAAGAUGAUGAUGCUGGUUCAGAUGGGAAAAUGGAAGAUGAUAAAGAAAUUGAUGAUACCCCUAAAGAUGAAGAUGGAAAGGAAAAGAAGGAAGACGAUAAAGAUCCAGAGGCUAAAGAUGAAGCCAAAAAGCAACCAGAUGUUAUAAAACCAGAUGAUACACAACACAGUUCUAGACAUUCUGGGAGUUCUUGGAGUUCUGGAAGUUCAAAUUCAGACACAGUUAAGUCUCAAACAAUGAGCAGAGGUCAAAAUGAUGACAAAGAAGACAAGAACCUAACACCAUUCAAAGGAAAAGGCUUCCCAAGCUCUAUGAGCUAUGAAAAGGUUGAAGUGGUGAAAUCGGUUGAGAAGAUUACAGACAAUAAAACCAAGAGUUAUGAAGAAACAGCAAUGAUCGUGGAAACUAUGAUUGAAAAGACAAGGAAAAAAUGAGAGAGAAUGGAUCCCAAAAGUAAAUUGAUGGUGUGUCUCUGAAAAGUUUUAUUGGUUUUUAGCACUAGGACAUAUUUACUGAAUGGUUGAAUAUAUUUCUUUACAUGGGGAUAGAUGAUGCAUUUAAGAUAUAUUAUUUUUAGGUUCUGGAAAGAAAUAAAACAGUUGAGUACAUGGACCAACUGGAAGCGAUUGCCCUGUAUUAUAGAUUUUUUUCUUAUUUAUGAACAGUUGGGGAAAAGCCAAUCUCUCUGCAUAAUCCUGUCCUUGGGAUUCCAUUGCUCUUUGAUUUAAGCUUGCUACAACUGGCUAAUUUGCUUUGAAAUAAAGACUUGGCUUCUGAAGAAUCAUUUACAAAUGCACUGAUAUAUUAUUGCAUGUACUCUUUUAUUUAUCAUAGUACAGAAGUACAUCUGCUCAUGUAAAUCAGGUCAUCUCUGUAAGGCUGGCUCAUCAUGACGGUCCCAGAAGUGAUCAUAUGUUGCAAAGGAAUUUCUCUAGAAUAUAUUUAUGAGCAACAAAAAUUGACUGACUUUGUGCUUAUUUUAGUGUAAUAUUCAGUCAAGGAGAAAAAUAUAAGUUAUUUUAUUAAUUGGACUUUGACCAGUAGUAAAGAA